Messenger RNA from Photinus pyralis (common eastern firefly), 5536 nucleotides. It is a transcript of the gene Rbcn-3B, whose product is annotated as WD repeat-containing protein 7. The transcript is spliced from 29 exons. NCBI's taxonomy places the organism in Eukaryota, Metazoa, Arthropoda, Insecta, Coleoptera, Lampyridae. Gene Ontology annotation, molecular function: protein binding. The record is from RefSeq and is a predicted model, not a curated record. The coding region runs from base 156 to 4652 and encodes 1498 amino acids. Gene Ontology annotation, cellular component: cytoplasm.
UUCAACAUUCGUACAUCACUGUUAGCAAACAGCUGAUGUAGAUGUACUACGAAAAUGGCGAUUGGCAAUUUCGUUCCUUCUAAAAACAUUAAAAUCAGUUAAUAAGCUUAUCUAACCUAACAGUUAAAACAUUAAAGAUAAAAUUAAGUGCUAAAAUGCCGGGAACAAGUUUGGUAGUGCCGGUUGUCCUAUGGGGGAAAUAUGCACCGACGCAUUGUAUAUCAUGCAUUUACUUAUCAAAGGAUCAAAAGACUUUAGCGACCGGCUGUUAUGACGGUCAAAUAUGUUUAUGGCAGGUGGAUCCCGAUUCUAUAAAAAUGACCCCGCGCUGUCUGCUUGUCGGUCAUACGGCGCCCGUGCUGUGUAUCUCCAAAGCGUCGAUCAUUCAAGAUAACAAUUACAUAGUGUCUAGUUCGGAAGCCGGUGAAAUGUGCACUUGGGAUUUGGUCGACGGAAAAUGUAGGGAAGUAGUAAAGUUACCGCAGGUCCAUACAAAUAUGCAAGCGUACCAUAUGUGUAAUUGUGAGGACGUUAGACUUUUUUGUAAUGGUUAUUACCCGGAAGUGUUAAUAAUGGAUCCUUUUAGUCUUGAAAUAUUAUUUGCGCUAUCUUCCAAAGUUAAUCCAGACUGGAUAAGUGCUCUUCAUGUAUUACGACCCGCCAAACGUAAAGAUGACGUCGUGCUCGCACUAACCACGACGGGAAUGGUCAAAGUUUGGACAUUAAUAGGACACGAAAAUAAACAUUCCGAACCUAUUUAUGAGAAUGAAAGUAAACAAACGCGAUGUCUCAACGCCGUGUGUAUGCAGUGCUGCUCCUACAACCAACGUACAGUGCUUAUUGUAUGUACCAAGUAUUGGCAAAUAUACGAUGCAGGAGAUUUUAGUGUAUUGUGUUCAUAUUUGGCUCCCAGAGGUGAGAGGUGGAUGUCGGGAGACUUUUUGUCCACGGAUCGGAUUAUUGUUUGGUCCGAUGCGGGGAAAGGGUAUUUGUAUAAACUACCCGCAAACAAACUUCGCGGAAAGGUUGUCAAUAGCAGCAUUCCAGAUAACAAAAAUUUUCACAGUCCAACGCUCGAAUCCGAUAGUCCAUUUUUGUAUUGUAUUUUAAGUCAACCCGAUAAUAAGCUUUUAUCAUGUCCUCCAGCAAUGAGAUUCGUUACAACUCAACAGCAUGGGACAUCGUUUCGUUACUUACUGCGAGGCGAUUCGGAAGGUUACGUUUUGGUUUGGAAUAUUCCAGAUAUUUCGCCCGCAGAGAUGCGUAAAAUUCAAGAGCAACAAACUCCACAACCACUUCAGAUGAAUGCGUCAUUUACAACUAGUUUGUCCGAAGCAUGGGCCAGUAUUAAUCCAAAUCCAGUUGGUAUUUUAGAUCAGCUUGAAAAAUCAGAAAAACAAGUGAUAAAAUUAACCGCCAGCAUUUAUUUACCGCUCCAAAGUAGGUUGGUAGUUGGAAGGGAAGAUGGUAGUAUUAUUAUUGUUCCGGCAACACAAACCGUGAUGCUUCAGUUGUUGCAUGGAAACCACCAACAAUACGAUGGAUGGCCUCCUCACCAGGUGUUAACAGGACACGGAGGCCGAGUUAAUUGCCUACUAUAUCCGUUUCGUGAGAAUUCGAGGUACGAUAAAAAUCAUUUAAUUUCGGGCGGUGUCGACUUUGCUGUCUGUUUAUGGGACCUAUACGGAGGCCAUUUGUUACAUCGAUUUUGUGUUCAUGCCGGCGAGAUAACUCAACUUCUUGUUCCUCCUAAUGCUUGUAGCACAAGAAUACAGAAGUGUAUUUGUUCUGUCGCUUCUGAUCAUUCGGUAACAUUAUUAAGUUUGACAGAAAGAAAAUGUGUAUGCUUGGCUUCUAGACACUUGUUUCCUGUCACUACGAUAAAAUGGAGGCCAUUAGACGACUUUAUGAUCAUUGGUUGUUCUGAUGGCACUGUCUACGUUUGGCAAAUGGAAACAGGGCAUUUAGAUAGGGUAUUACAAGGUAUAGCUGCGGAAGAAGUUUUGUAUGCUUGUGAUGAAAACGAGUCUAGUUAUAAUACCUCUUCUGAAGUAGGUCUUGCCAAUCCUGCAGUUCAUUUCUUUAGAGGGUUAAGGCAUCGAAAUUUAUCUGCAAUUCGUCAUGCAACUCAGAGAGGUCUCCAUCAACUCCAACAAUUAGGUGCUCACGCGAAUAAUGAUGAUCCGCAUAUGAAGUUAGGACAUCAUGCGCCACUAGUCGUACAAGGUUUAAGAACAAAUCCGAAGGAUCCGGAAAGUCACAUACUGUUCUUCGACAUCGAAGCAUUAGUCAUAGAAUUAUUAAGCGAAGAAUAUUCGGCAAUGUCGCCGGGAAGCUUGGAAGCCGCCGGUUUAAUUUCACAGUCGGAAUAUCUCAAGGUGGCUUCGUUAACUCACAGUGCUAGUCCUGAUGCUCAUAAAAAGAUCGUUGAUUUUUUUGGAAAAGUGAAAGAUAAGGCAGAAAAUGUGGAACGUAUAAUUAAGGAAAAAGAUAAACAUGGAAUAUUAGCAAAAAUGAAAGAAGGUGCUGAAACUGUACAUACUAAAAUACAAGCAAAGGCUGAGAGUGUAUUAAAACAAGGAAUCGAACACUCGUCUAAGGAUUUAAUCGAUUCAAAUUCACGGGUAAAUAACAAAAGUUUGGGUCCUAUUGAAGCUAGUCAUGGCAUGGAAAUAGCUCAAUUACUUCUAUCGCUGUUGCAUGCUUGGGGUAUGGAUAACGAUUUGGACAUAGUGUGCCAGGCUAAGUUGGGACUGCUAAGACCUAUGGUGCCGAUUUCGUUUGGUGUCCUCUCAAAAGCUAAUUAUAUGUCGCUGUUUCUUCCAACGUGGCAUAAUACGAUACCUUUAAAUAACGAUACUGCUGUGGAUGAUCAAGGUCUGACCGACAAUUUACCUCUUGAGCUUGUAUAUAGAGAGCAACUUACGCGAAUAUUUACCUGCAAAACUCAUUGGGAACUAAGUACCACACUGACUAGUAACCAUCUGUUAGCCAUAAUUGCCGUUAGCCACACACUUAUGUCCAUGAGUAAUGCAACGUUUAUAUUAGAGCAAGAGCGUAAUAGGAAGUUACAUAGACAAUCAACGAGGGUCAAAUGGAGUAAGGCCGACGAAGAAAAUGAAGAGCUGUACACACAGCAGCAAGCACAAAUAAAACAAGGGUGGUCAUUAUUAGCCGCGCUACAUUGCGUACUGUUACCAGAUAAGGUCGUUCAGUUAGGUUCUAAGAAUUUCAAACGUCCACAAGUAGAAACCAUGGCGAAACGAUGGCAACAUCACUGCGUUGAGGUGCGAGAAGCAGCGCAAGCUCUUUUAUUGGCCGAGCUGGGAAGGAUGGGACCAAAGGGAAGAAAAAUGUUGAUUGAUUCGUGGGCGCAAUUUCUGCCUUUGUAUACGCAAUUGGAAACGAUUAACCAACAAGCGGUUUCGCCACCUAGUUUAAACAAUGGGAAUUCAAACACGGGUGCAGUGCUCAGUCCUGAACCUGCUGAGGAGGAGUUUGAGGAAGAAGAGGAAGAGCAAGUGCGCAAGCCGUCCAGUUUAGCCGAGCUGAAACGUAAACAAACAACUGCUGUAGUUUUGUUAGGUGUAAUCGGGGCCGAAUUCGGUCAAGAUAUUAUGUCGGAAAAUCCAAAGAAGAGGGCAGAUAAUUCUGAGAUACGAAAAAAUUCUAUCGCCGAAGGUUUUGGUUAUGGGAAUAAUAACUUAGCGCGAUUAACCUCUAUGGCUUUAUCGCAUCUAUUGUUAGCGCCACCUUCGAUGAAGUUACCACCUCACACACCUCUUCGCCGAGCCGCAAUUGACCUAAUCGGCAGAGGCUUUACAGUAUGGGAGCCAUAUCUGGAUAUUAGCAAAGUUCUUUUAGGUUUACUGGAAUUAUGUUCGGAAGCUGAUAAGUUAGUGCCAAGCAUGACGUACGGUUUACCAUUAACACCACAAGCAGAUUCAUGUCGAACAGCAAGACAUGCAUUAACAUUAAUUGCUACAGCUAGACCUGCUGCGUUUAUAACGACAAUGGCUCGAGAAGUAGCUAGGUAUAACGCUAUGCAGCAAAAUGCGCAGGCGUUAAACGUUAAUAAUGUGAACAACUCUGUUUUGCAUAAAGCAAAACCAGAAAUUUUACGUAGCGUUGAACUUUUAAUAGAUAAAAUGCAAAAUGAAAUGGCAGAAUUGCUAGUCGAGCUAAUGGACAUAAUUCUUCACUGCUUAGAUGUUGGACAUUUAAAGACUAAAGGCCUGCAGGAUGUUUUUCCUGCAGUUUGCAGAUUUAACCAAGUAUCUCACUGUUCAGCAACACGGAGGAUAGCAGUGGGGUCGAACAGUGGAAGUUUAACUUUAUACGAAUUAAGGCAGGGUAAAUGCACAUCAAUUAAUGCACACUCGUCUCCAAUUACUGCGUGUGCAUUUAGUCCAGAUGGUAAAUUUUUAGUCAGUUACGCUUGCGGAGAAAAUCGGCUUAGUUUUUGGCAGACCAGUACAGGUAUGUUCGGACUGGGGGCGUCGCAGACACGGUGCGUGAAAUCAUACAGCACCGCGCCCAUCGCUGACGUGGCUCGUUUAAAUCCGAUGAGAUUAGCAAGAUUAAUAUGGAUAAAUAAUCGAACAGUAACACUUAUGCUAGCGGAUGGAUCCGAAACUCGUUUUAACAUAUAAAAUGAGGCCAAUCAGUUGCGUCAGUGGCCUUUUUCUUCAUUGUUCUUUCAUAUCUUUAAUAUAUUUAUCCCUGUUGUUGUGAUGUUAAAACUAUCUAGAAAAUUAUUUUUUCUGUCAUUGUAAAGAUUAUAAUAGCAUAUACUGUACAUAAUUUGUUUUGUACACCAGAGAUGUGAAUUUUAGUUAAGUGUUGCCUUGUUUUAUUUUAAUAUAAAAUGUUAAAGCGUAUUAGUUAUGGAGUGAGACAAUAAUUUAAAUCUUGUAGUACUAUGGUAUUAGUUAUUGUCAAAAUAGUCUGAGUGUGAUAUCUAUUUAUAAACAUUAAUUUAUUUCGUUUUUCGGUUCUCAAUUUAUGUUUUACAGCCAUAUAAAUGUGAGAACUUCCUUCUAUUCCUGCACUUAAAAAAAGAAAUUUUAGCCUUAUAAACGUUAUAAAGUGUGUGCCUCUGUGUUCAAUUACUCACCAAUCUUAUGAUAUGAACAUGAAAUCAUAGUAUAAACUGAGUUUCAAGUGGUGACCGUUUUGUACUUAAAUUUUGGCAAUAACGGAAUGUAAGACAUAAAUGAAUUUGCUUCAAAUUAACUAUGAAACCUUUUCACGUACCACAGCAAUAUUUAGUGUAAGCGCCUGGAGAGGAGGUUACUCAUGAAUGUUUUGUUAACGUCCAAAAUUUCCCAGAAUGUAUCCUUAACAUGUUAUGUUACCACUUGAAAACUACAUCCUAUUUACCAAGUCGUAGGAAUGGUUUAGUUUUAUAACUGGUCUAAUCAAUGAUUAUAAUAUGUAAAUAUUUUAAUUUUGUGAUAGAAUUUUUAAUUGUUACUAAACCUUUGUUUAUUAGUUUUGUAAGAGAUAGAUAAUUUAAUUAAAAGCCUAAGCCAUG